AUCAUACAAAGGUUCCGAGUUAUUUACAUCUCUAGAACUCUUGCAACUCUGUGUUCAGUGUAGAUUUCACAUUCUGCACGUUCCUGAUUCGUUCUACGACGUCAGAAGCAAGAAGACGAACAAGUGAGUUCAAAAGGAUAAAUUUGAAAUUCGAAAAAUGCAUAUAUACUUCAUCUCGUUUCGAACCUUUUCCCUAAUCAGUAACACCCCAAUCCAACCACCCAUCUCAGCCAGUCAGUCGAACUACUGUAGUAGGAAUGGCACCAAUCUUGACUCAGUUUUUUCAAUUUGCCUUGGUUUGCGUGGUCGUUGUAGGCCUCACAACGACAGUAUGUGCGAGCCCAAUUCCAGUACCGGUGUACGUGCUUUGAGUCAUUUCUGUGAUCUAAACGAAACUAAUACACCUUCGGUCGCCUUUCCUCUCGUCUUAUUCUCAACCUACCUACAAUUACUGAUUCAAUCUCAUCCUCCCUGGGUUUAGUAACGACGCCGCGCUGCCGAAUGAGGCCAGAUAUUGGUGUGAGAGAUGCGUGGAAAGAAUUGGCAACGACGACUGAAGGCGCCGAAAGUUCAUACAAUGUGAGUUUCAGUAAAAGCGGAAGAUUCGGAAUAAACUGGCUAACUUG
Messenger RNA from Lentinula edodes (shiitake mushroom), 626 nucleotides. RefSeq lists its product as uncharacterized. Bases 158 to 481 code for a protein of 107 amino acids. NCBI's taxonomy places the organism in Eukaryota, Fungi, Basidiomycota, Agaricomycetes, Agaricales, Omphalotaceae. The record is from RefSeq and is a predicted model, not a curated record. The transcript has a single exon.